AUGAAGAGUCUUCUAGUACUCCUGUUCCAUUUGGCAUUUUCUGCAGCCUACCCACUAGAUCCAGCAGCCACAGCUGGAAAGAUGAGUAUGGAUCGCAUCCAGAAGUACUUGGAAGACUUCUAUCACCUUGAAAAAGAUGGGAAGCAGUUUGUUCGUAGGAGGGACAGUAGACCCGUCGUUACAAAAAUCCAAGAAAUGCAAAGGUUCUUAGGCAUGAAGGUGACUGGGAAAUUGGAUGAUGAUACUAUGGAGAUGAUGAAGAAGCCCAGAUGUGGAAUUCCUGAUGUUUCCUCUUUCAGUUUCUUUCCCUACAUGCCUAAAUGGAGAAACAAUGAAGUUACAUACAGGAUUGUAAACUAUACACCUGAUAUGAAACAACCUGAUGUGGAUGCUGCCAUAGAGAGAGCUCUGAAAGUCUGGAGUGAUGUUACUCCCCUCACAUUCACCAGGCUCUGGGAAGGAGAAGCUGACAUAAUGAUCUCUUUUUCUGUCAAAGAUCAUGGAGAUUUUCUACCCUUUGAUGGACCUGGGGAAGUCUUGGCUCAUGCCUAUCCACCUGGGCCUAAUAUUAAUGGAGAUGUUCACCUAGACGAUGAUGAAAAAUGGACAGAAGAUACGACAGGAAUCAAUUUAUUCCUCACUGCUGCUCAUGAAUUUGGCCAUUCCCUGGGUCUCUUACAUUCUAGCGAUACCACUGCUCUGAUGUAUCCAGUCUACAACUCAAAUACAGACCUCACCAGGUUCCACCUUUCUCAGGAUGAUAUUGAUGGCAUUCAGUCUCUCUAUGGAUAUCCAUCAGACUCUCCUGCUGAUCCAGUUUCACCCACCACAUCUACAGGACAAGAGAUGCCUGAAGGGGACCCAGCAACUUGUGACCCAAACAUAUCCUUUGAUGCGGUGAGCACUCUUCGGGGAGAAAUGUUGUUCUUUAAAGACAGGUACUUUUGGCGGAAGUCCACCAACAGUAUAGAGCCACAACUCCAUUUGCUCUCUGCCUUUUGGCCUUCUCUUCCAUCGGGUUUUGAUGCUGCCUAUGAACUCACUACCAAGGAUAUGGUGUUUUUUUUUAAAGAAAGCAAGUUCUGGGCUGUCAGAGGAAGUGACAUCCAGCCAGGUUACCCAAAAGAUAUCCACACUCUGGGCUUUCCACAAACUGUGAGGAAAAUUGAUGCAGCCUUUUUCGACAAAAGAAAACACAAAACCUAUUUCUUUGUGAACGACAUUUACUGGAGGUAUGAUGAAAAGAGGCAGUCCAUGGAGCCUGGUUAUCCCAGAAAUAUAGCAACUGACUUUCCAGGAGUUGACCAGAAUGUUGAUGCUGUUUUUGAGGCCUUUGGGUUCUUUUAUUUCUUCAGUGGAUCAUCCCAGUUUCAAUUUGAUCCUAAUGCUAAGAUGGUGACCAGAACUCUGAAAAGCAACAGUUGGUUCAACUGUUGA
Molecule: messenger RNA, 1437 nt
Organism: Gracilinanus agilis (Agile Gracile Mouse Opossum)
Lineage: Eukaryota; Metazoa; Chordata; Mammalia; Didelphimorphia; Didelphidae
Product: stromelysin-1-like
Exons: 10
Coding region: 1-1437 (478 amino acids)
Biological process (GO): extracellular matrix organization; proteolysis; collagen catabolic process
Cellular component (GO): extracellular matrix
Molecular function (GO): metalloendopeptidase activity; zinc ion binding
Source: RefSeq, a predicted model, not a curated record